This is a messenger RNA of Protopterus annectens (West African lungfish), 1456 nucleotides long. RefSeq names its product transmembrane protein 60 (gene TMEM60). The record is from RefSeq and is a predicted model, not a curated record. The transcript has 2 exons. Lineage: Eukaryota; Metazoa; Chordata; Ceratodontiformes; Protopteridae. Bases 493 to 909 code for a protein of 138 amino acids.
UUAUUUUGAUAUUGGGUUUUUGCUACUAAAAUUGUAGUGCAAUUGGUGUUGAAAAGCUGAAUUUCAGUAUGUUGGCAUAGAUUUAGUAUUCUAAAAUCAUCGGUUGAUAAAACGAUCUUUAGUUUAAGAAUCACGUUUGAAGUAGAUGCUGUUAGGUUUAGUUCGCCCCCUUAUGGCCAUUCUUAGAUCAUUCGUGAUUCGGGCCUAGGCGUUUGAGCGUGGAGUACAGUAAGGUUGAAAAGCCACAUAAUUGCAGGAUCAUGCAACCCAGAAGUAAAGUUGCGCUAACGAGUUAGAAAAAUAUUUAUCUGCUUAACGCAGAGCAAAAGAGAACGAAUAUAGUCAUAUUUGUCUUCAGAUUGCAGCAUCUCUUUAUUAUUAUACGCGGCUUUAUUCAGGUGAUAGUUUUUCCCCUGUAACCAAGUCGUGGCCACCCCACUAAAGAAGGGGUGAUUUCAGCACUGCAGAAAUCCAGCCUGAAAGUCUGUUCAGAUGAGAAUGUCCCUGGCGCAGAGAGUGCUGCUGACGUGGUUCUUCACAUUGCUGUUUCUGAUCUUGCUGGUACUAAAACUCGAUCAAAAAGCUCUUGUGAACUGGUUUCUUAUUUUCAUCCCAAAAUGGGCUCUUGAUGUCAUACUACUAGUCAUGUUGACUGUAAGCAUGGUCGGUCAGUGUAAAUCCGGCUAUGACCAUAGGAAUGGUUCACAGAAUAUGAAGAGAAAAAUGUGGUACCUGAUGGCUAUGCUGCUAAAUAUAGCAUUUUGUUUAACUCUUUGUGCAAUGCUGGAAAAGCAUGUCAACCUGAAACUUACUUUUGCCUUCAUUCCACUCUGGGCACUGUUGAUUGGAGGGAUGCUUGAACUUGGGUAUAGUAUAUUUUGCAGCAAUCUAACUCCAAAUUGUCCUUGAUCUCAAGUAGUACACUUGAUAUUUCCAAAGAAUUUCAGCCACUCUUGCACUAGAUAUGUUCAUCAGGAGAAAAACUUAAAACCACGUUUGAGAGAGUGGUUAGAUUUUCACAAGACAUUUUAAAGCAGCUUUGUUUGAACAACCGUGUUUUGAAUGUGUGAUUUGUUUUUGUUUUUUCCUCCAUUAAGCCUUUCAUAAAAUUCUAAACAGAAUGAGAGGUUUUUAUGUGAAAGUCUGCUACAAAUCAGAACACAAGUCCUUAAGCAUGUUGCUAGUGUGGUUGAAGUAUUUUUGUUUGUUCAGACAGCUUGGACUGGAACAGUUCUGUACCAAUGUGAUUACAAAAUUGCAGAGCAAAAACUUUUGUAAUAACUUUAAUAAAAAUGAGGAAAAAGGCAAACUUAAAUGUUUUUCUUCUACGUUCAGUAAUGUUUGUCAUAGUAAUGUGUUGUAAACAUAGCACUUCAUAGAAUUGACUGAGAUUUCUGAUCUUGGAAAAAUGCUUGUAAUGUCAGUAUUUAAUAAAAGGUUACUAGAGGUCCACAUA